UGUCUCGGGGCUGGCGGGCUGGUUCCCGGAGAUCCUCACGGGGCGCCCCAACAUCGUCAGGGACACUUCGCCAGGGCUGGGGACCGCGGGCGCAUGGGUCCUGGACGGUGUCAACAUUCCCCAGGGACGUGAGCAGGGCCCUAGGCUCGCUGACCCUGUGGGAUCCCAGUCUACAGAAGCUGAAACCCACUCAUCCCUGCCCCCAACCUCUGACACUCGCCACCUGCACGCCACCAUGGUAGCUCAGAGCAGAAACACCAGUGUUACACCCAGCUUUAAUCCAUCCCAAGACCAUGGCUCCUCGCUCUCCUUCAACUUGAGCUAUGAUGAUUAUGACCUCCCUCUGGGUGAGGAUGAAGACAUGACCAAGACCCGGACCUUCUUCGCAGCCAAGAUAGUCAUCGGGUUGGCACUAGCAGGCAUCAUGCUGGUCUGUGGCAUUGGCAACUUUAUCUUUAUUGCUGCCCUUGCCCGCUACAAGAAGCUGCGAAACCUCACCAACCUGCUCAUUGCUAACCUGGCCAUCUCCGACUUCGUAGUGGCCAUCGUGUGCUGCCCCUUUGAGAUGGACUACUACGUGGUACGCCAGCUCUCCUGGAAGCAUGGCCACGUGCUCUGUGCCUCUGUCAACUACCUGCGAACUGUCUCCCUGUACGUCUCCACCAAUGCCCUGCUGGCCAUCGCUGUUGACAGAUAUCUGGCCAUUGUCCACCCCUUGAGACCACGGAUGAAUUACCAAACGGCCUCCUUCCUCAUCGCCGUGGUCUGGAUGGUCUCCGUUCUUAUCGCCAUCCCAUCGGCCUACUUCACGACAGAAACCGUCCUCUUUAUAGUCAAGAACCAGGAGAAGAUUUUCUGCGGCCAGAUCUGGCCAGUGGACCAGCAGCUCUACUACAAGUCCUACUUUCUCUUCAUCUUUGGCCUGGAGUUCGUGGGCCCCGUGGUCACCAUGACGCUGUGCUACGCCAGGAUCUCCCAGGAGCUCUGGUUCAAGGAGGUCCCCGGCUUCCAGACCGAGCAGAUCCGUAAGCGGCUGCGCUGCCGCCGGAAGACGGUGCUGGUCCUCAUGGGCAUCCUCACCGCCUACGUGCUGUGCUGGGCGCCCUUCUACGGCUUCACCAUUGUGCGCGACUUCUUCCCUUCCGUGUUCGUCAAGGAGAAGCAUUACCUCACCGCCUUCUACGUGGUCGAGUGCAUCGCCAUGAGCAACAGCAUGAUCAACACCGUGUGCUUCGUGAUGGUCAAGAACAACACCAUGAAGUACUUCAAGAAGAUGAUGCUUUUCCACUGGCGUCCCUCCCGCCAUGGGAGCAAGUCCAGCACCGACCUUGACCUCAAAACCAGUGCGGUGCCGGCCACCGAAGAGGUGGACUGUAUCCGGCUGAAGUGAGCUGCUGGUGUUCUGGAAUUGAAAAUCCGGCUUCAGUACUCAGAGCAUUGCACACCAUCAACCAAGUCAUAGGCUGCGUGGGAAGGGACAGCUGCCCUCCAUCUUCCUGCCCUCCAGGAGCUGGAAGCUUCUCAGUCAUAACACAUGACGAGUCCAGACCCCAACCACCACAGCCAGCAUUCACUGAUACCUACUGCACACCCCCUGCGUGCAUGGGCACAGCGACUCAACUAGACUCAAGUGGCAACAGGUAGCAUGGACCACACACCUGCAUUGAGCGGACCACACCAAUGAGACUGCACAAGGACAACGGGGACUGAUGCUUACUAAUGCAGUACUGUGUGCAAAAGCACUGAACACCGAAGCAAAGUGGCAGAAGCUAUUGCAGUCAUCAAGCCACGAGUGUGGAUCUAUAAAUGACUGGACAGAGGCCCCACAUGGUUAUCUGGACUCCUACCCUGUUCCUUCAUUCUGUAACUUAUCAGGUCAGGGCUGCAGGAUAAGGCACUGAAACACAAUAGAAAUGCAGGAACAAGUUCAUCAGUAUGGAGUCCACUACCCCAUAAGAAGAGUUAAUGCCAACACAAUGGCUUUCCCCACCCAGCUCCACCUUCUCCUGAGAUAUUCUCUAGUCCAUACUCUAAAUAGUAGUUUUUCUUGCAAACAGGCCACCCUAAUGUGAUUCUCUACCAUAGUGUAAUUUCACAGGAAAGAAGCAAAAAAUCACCACCACCACCGAUACUCGGAAUCUUGUCAUUCUGUUGGGUGAUCUUGAGAACACAUCCAAUUACUGAAUCUUCAAUGCUAGUGAUUUCAGGAGCUCUGAGGUCCAGAGGAACAGUCAGGAGAAAGGGAUGAAGGCUGCCACUGGUGAUGAACAUAACUGACGUGGUCACUUUGCUAGGACCUGGACCAUUUCUUAGAACACCCCUGUUUUAUAAGAGGAGCCUUUCUUGGCAUCCCAAGUCCUGAGUUCAAGUCCUGACUCUAGGGCUCAUAUGACCUAGAUGUUUCUUUUCUAUAUCUCAAUAUGGUUUUAAUGAAAUGGGGACAGUGAAGAUAUCUUCUGUGCCUGAUGCUUACAGUACCAUCAGGAGAGCCUUUUAAGGUCAUAGUCUAUAAAUAUAAUUUUCAACUGUACAUGUGGCAAGGAUGAAUAGGUGUUGUUGAACAGCUUGGAGGGAAUUUGUUUAGAAACCCAUUUCCUGUGGUUUAUAUGAAGAACCACUUCCAUUUUUUCAUCCUUGUUCUUCAGACCAGAGACCCCUGAACUCCUCACAGUGACCCACCGCGUGCUUGGGCACAAUGACCCAACUAGACCCAUGUUGCAUCUACACUGGGGGGAGAAAUGGCUUCUCUGUCCCGGGAUAUCAUCAAGAUAGUGGAGACCCGGACUCUCAGCUUCUCUGGGUCUUAGAGAAAUGUUGACAGUCCACCCUGUAUGCUGUCAUCGUCCCACCCCAGGGCUGCGUAAGUGUCACUUCUAAGUCCAUUUGUGUUAUUACACAUCUGUGCUGGUUGUGAUACCCUCAUUCCUUCCUGAUUCAUCUUGAAGCAGAGACUACAAAUGAUACCUGAUUUGAGCUUGGCCCGUCCACAUUUGGUCAACUCCUAACUGUCUGUAAAGAAGGAAUUAUUUAGUUGUCUUGCUUAUUUUUAAAAAUUAUUUGUUGGUUUGUUUCUCCACCCAUGAAGUUUCAACCAAUUUUUUCUAUCAUCAGCCAGCAGAUUCCUCUUCAGCUUUGGCAUUGAACCUUCAGAAUAUGCAAACUAACUCUAAUAUCAGCCUACAAAACAUAUAAAUUCUGAUUUUACAAAAUCUCAUGAUGAUGUAUUCUAAAGUGAAGCAAAAAAUCAUUUUAGUCGUCUACAUUUUCAAAUAUAUAGUAAUUGUGUUUUUAUUUAUU
This is a messenger RNA of Fukomys damarensis (Damara mole-rat), 3297 nucleotides long. RefSeq names its product prokineticin receptor 2 (gene Prokr2). Gene Ontology annotation, molecular function: neuropeptide Y receptor activity. Lineage: Eukaryota; Metazoa; Chordata; Mammalia; Rodentia; Bathyergidae. Gene Ontology annotation, cellular component: membrane. The coding region runs from base 236 to 1390 and encodes 384 amino acids. The transcript has 3 exons. Gene Ontology annotation, biological process: neuropeptide signaling pathway. The record is from RefSeq and is a predicted model, not a curated record.